Molecule: messenger RNA, 3131 nt
Organism: Hemibagrus wyckioides
Lineage: Eukaryota; Metazoa; Chordata; Actinopteri; Siluriformes; Bagridae
Product: deleted in malignant brain tumors 1 protein-like
Exons: 16
Coding region: 462-2567 (701 amino acids)
Cellular component (GO): membrane
Source: RefSeq, a predicted model, not a curated record
GAUGUGAAAGAACAUGCUUCUUAGGAAGUUAAAAGAGAAAGAGGGGAAACUAGAAGAAGAAAAGAGGAAGCAGGAUAGUUGCUGUGAGAACGAUAAUGACUAGUGAACUGAAGAUAGCAGCUGUGAAUACUUCAGCUCAACUUUCUUGAGGCUAAGCUGGGCAUCACAAAAAGAACAAAUCCCUUUUUCAAGUAAAGCUGUUAGUUUUAUUUAGCUAUUUGAUGUGCUUUCUGAAAAGAUCAUCACAUGUACUUUUCUGCUUUUUUGGACUUUCCAGAGGACAUACCACAUAACAAGACAUAACAAUCAUAGAGGAAGAACACACACACGCACAUAUACACAUACACGCACACACAGUUUCCACUCCUGUCAGCCAAGAGCAAGAAUCCGAGGCUACGGUCCAGUGUGGUCAUGAUAGGUUCUGUUUAAAGGAGUGAAGUCUGCUCCCACAUUUAUAGAAAAUGGAGGUUUUCACCAUCCUCAUGGUGCUUCAGGCUCUAGUCCUAUGUCAAGCUAAAAUGUCCAUAAAUCAGGCCUCCACUCCAUGCUCCUGGGCUGUCUCUACUGGAGAAAAUCAGAGUUUGGCUAUUUUCACGAAUCAGUCCCUGACACCGCUUGCUACUCGGAUCUGUCAGGCCCUCGGCUGUGGUAAAGUCCACAAGUUAAAUGCAAGUCCUGCACAUGGAAAUACAAGCUGUUUCACCGGCUGCAGCUACUACAACAGCGAACUGAUCAACUGCACUACGGUUCAUAGCGCAAACUGCAGCAUUCUUUCCGAGGUUGUUUGUGAUGCUCCUUACAUAACCCCAACAAGUAAGUCCUGCAGCUGGAGCAUAAAGUCUCCAACACCUAAAUCAGCAGUCAUUCUAAGCCAGGAGUUCAUGCACAGAGUGUCUGAAGAAAUAUGUCAGAAUUUCAACUGUGGAAAAGCCUUUGUGCAGAACAGCAUUGAAGCACCACCCAACAGUACUUGUCUAACUGAUUGCAUCUACCACAAUUCCUAUUUGCGAAACUGUUCCACCGUCGUUGGUAAUGGAUGCUCAGAAAUGUCUGAAAUCAUCUGCGGUAACCACAAAGUCAGAUUGUCAGGAGGCAGCCAUAAGUGUGCUGGACGUGUGGAGGUGUGGAGUGAUGGACAAUGGGGCACGGUGUGUGACGAUGAGUGGGAUAAACAGGACGGGGAUGUGGUCUGUGCUCAGCUGAACUGCGGAUAUGCACUCUCUGUUAAUGGGCAGGGCGGCCCCUAUACCAACGGUAAAGGUCCUAUAUUCAUGGAUGAGCUGAACUGCACCGGGAAGGAGGGGAGCCUGUGGGAGUGUCCUGCAGUGAGGGAAGGUCAUGACUGUGGACAUAAAGAAGAUGCUGGAGUGGUGUGUUCAGAAUACAAGGAUCUGAGACUCACUGGUGGACUGGACCGUUGUUCAGGCAGAGUGGAAAUCCAUCGGAACGGUUCGUGGGGAACGGUGUGUGAUGAAUGCUGGGACAAGGAAGAGGCAUUCAUGGCUUGCCAAAUGUUGGGCUGUGGUGAACCAAAACAAUACACAACCUUUGAGCCACCCUUCAUACACAAAAACAACACCCGUUGGUAUUACAUGUGUAACAAAAACUCAAAAAUUCUGUGGGACUGUAAGGAGUUGGAUGCAUCUUUAAGAAAUCUGUGCCCAGACCCCAAUGCUGCAGGAGUAAUUUGUAACAACUCUCUUGGACUGCCUGAACCUACCACUGCAAAUAUAGCUACAGUCAUGGUAACAACAAUGCAAACCACGACAGAAACACCCUCAGUGUCCUUGUCUCACGAAUUGCUGGGUUGCAUUAUACUAUCCUGCAUUCUGUUGCUCGCAAUUCUCUCAAAUAUCAUCAUGUGUUGCUUUUCAAGAAAAAAAAAAAAAGCUUUUCAAGUUCAGCAGCAAUAUUCCCAUCUGCAAACCAAUACCGAAACGCAAGAGAAUAACUAUAGAGAAUCUACUCACCUUGUUAAAGUCACCAACAAUGACAACAACUCUGCCCCAUCAAUGCCACCACAAAUGUGGACUCCGAGUAGUGUUGAGAGUGCUUCCUAUGAUACAGACUAUGAAGCCAAUGACAGCGGCCUACACCGGGAUAUAUCUCUGUCCACCUUCCGCAACUCUAUGCGGCACAAUGCAGAUGGCCGAGCUCCUGUUAUGAAGGGACCAAAUUUGCAGUUUGUGACUGAGGAGGACACAGGUGCUGCAAUGCAAGGACACCUGCAAGCCCCCAUGGCAGCAUGUCAGCGCGUCUCUGCAACUCCUUCCGCCGACUCAUUUGAAACAUCCAGCACCUCGUCGGAAGAGUGUUAUGAAAAUACAGGCCACAAAACAGCAGAUCUUUAUUCAGAGAAUUACCUGGGUUAUGACCUGCAGCCUGGAAUACACAACACUCAGGACUUCAUGAACCCAACAGUUUCUUGUGAUAUGGACCCAAGUGGUGGAGACGAUUCCCCCAUUUACUCUCCUGUGAGUGAGUUAGAGCCCUUCUUACAUGACACUGAUGACGGUGGCGAGAACGAUGACUAUGAUGACGUUGGUAACUGCUUAGAAAUACACUGAGACGAACCUACUGGUGUAGUGACCUCCUUUUUUAAAUUAAUUCUGAAUUAACUAGUUAAUCAAAAGUAUUCAUUCUGAAUUAGCUAGUAAUGAAAAAAAAACCCUGAGAAUCCCAUUUUCCAUGUACAUUUCCUGCAAUUAUUUUUUUACUUUCUUUAUUAUCAUGAGUGUGUUGAAAAUGUGAAGUGUGUGUGUGUGUGUGUGUGUGUGUUAUAUUUGCACUGAAAAAAAACAAACCUCAGCACUUUUACUCUGUGCAGGUUUCUGUAUAUAACAACUGAGAGCUAUUACAAUAAGAUAAAGAAUUGAUUCCUCUUCUCUCUUUAUGAAGACUUCAUGAAAAAUAAAUUAUUAUGAAAAAUAAAUUACUUGAAGUGACGAUUCAACUCACAGCAGCUGAGACCUGACAAAGGAACCUGCUACUUUAAACCGUGUUAAUUGACAUACUUUAAAUCACAUAAAAUGUUGGCCAGUUUAACUUUUAUUUAAAAUAAUUUAAAACAUUGGAACAGGAUAAAUGUCUAAAAUGCAUUUUGUAUUGUCACAUUUCACAUGUUGAUGUAA